AUGGCUAAAAAGCAAAAUAACAAUAGUAAAAAAACUGCUACCGAUACAAAGAAAUCCUCAACAAAGAAGAAAGGUGAAGACAAAUCCAAUAACAAUAGUGAAUCUUUACUAAAAAAUGGAAAACAAAAACAGAAACUACCACAACAGCAACAAUCAAAUAGAUCAAAAAUCACCCAAACAUCCAGUUGGACAGGUAAAUUACCACACACAUUACUGCAUGAACAUUGUCAAAAGAGGAAAUGGAACAAAGUUGAAUAUGAUAUGAGAAGAAUUGGUGACAAAGGGAUGGUAGCCACUGCUAUUUUAUCUUACACUGAUCCCAAAACCAAGGAAAACCUAACUUUAAAAUUUACAGAUCCAUUGUAUAACAGGGAAACAAAAAGUGGUGGUGUUUUACUACCACAAGAAACUCCAGCAGAGGCCAGACAUAUGGCCGCCACAUUAGCUUUGUGCAGAAUUGCUUAUAACACAAACAUGCAUAUGAUGCUGCCGCCCAAUCAUCGCCAACUUUGGUAUAAACUCGAUGAUUAUAGGAAAGAUUUAUUAAAAAAUAAGCAAACGAGGAGAUGUAACAAACUUUUUGAUCCAGAACCAUUUACUACUUUGUUGGAAGAAAGAAAAAACAAAUUAUUAAAGGAAAAAGAACUUGAAGCCCAAAAAGCUCAAAAGGACAAAGCUUUAAAAACUCCACAAAUUAUUACCGAGAAAUCAGAAGCUCCUGUUAUUGCUAAAAAACCUAUUGAAAAGACAGUGCAUCUUAAGAACCAGAAAAGUAAUAGUAGCGGUACAAAUACUUUUAAAAUCAGAUUUCCACCCAAAGUGUGGGAGACCACCAUAUUUCUAGAUUUAAGUGAAAAAAAUAGAAACAUGAUUGAAAAUGAAUUGAAAUCACAUAUUAGCUGGAUUUCCAAAAUGAGAGAAUCUAACUACAAUACACAAGAAGAUAUUAGUGUGCUAGAACAAAAACUAAUGGCUUUGGGUUUCAGGAAAGCACAUGUUAAAGAAGCUCUAAAAUAUGAAGACCCCUUGGCAUUUUUGUUAAUACACUUACCAGAAGAUGAUUUGCCAACGUAUUUCCAGAAAAAUAUAGAAGAUACUAAAUUCAAAGUCGAAAUUUCUAAAUUAUCAAUAGACAAAAAAAACAAAAUUUCCAGAAUUUCUGAAAUGGGAUGUUCAUCAGAUGAAGCAGAAUAUGCAUUGGAGAUUAAUGAUUGGGAUGAAAACUUGGCUUGUGCUUAUUUAACCGAGAAUCUGGUAUAUCCUGUAUAUAAAGUUGAUAAAGACUCUGUUUAUGAUUUGACUAUGUGGCUUGAUGAAAUCCAAAGUUUGCAGGCCAUUUAUGGAGAAGAUAUUUUCCGCUUGGCAAAUGAAACUACCUGCAUGAUCCAGAUUGAUUCAAAAUUAAAAUUGAAACUUUAUUAUACCAAGGAUUAUCCCAACAAGUUACCUGGCAUAAUAAUUUCUACCUUUAAUAAAAAUUAUAAAUUACCCAAUUAUAUUAAAUUAGAGACAUUAACCAAAUUGAUAACCUAUAUAGGUGAGUAUAACUUGUUGGGUGAUAUGUUGGUGUUUCACAUUUAUGAAUGGGUUAAAGAAAACAUUUCAAAAAUUAUUGAAAAUCCGGGCCCCUUAUUUGAUCCCUUAUCGUUAAAUAAUACGGCUUCUCUAAGCACAGCAACUGCAGGGACUUUGGCUAAAAAAGACAACAAAUAUAACAGAUAUAACGUAAGUAAACAUACUCCAUUCUCCCAUCAAGAAAUUAUAAAAUUGAAAGGAGCUUAUGAUAUCAAAAUCCAAAGUUUGGAUUAUAAGCUUAUGUUAGAACAAAGAAAAGCGUUACCAGCAUGGUCCAAACAAAAGUCGAUUAUUGAUGUCAUUACUUCAAACAAUGUCACUUUAAUCACUGGUGAAACUGGUUCUGGUAAAUCCACCCAAAUAGUUCAAUUUCUCCUGGAUGAUUUAAUUAGUAAAAAGGGAGAUUUUACAAAAAAGAUUAUCUGUACACAGCCAAGGAGAAUUUCAGCAAUUGGUUUAGCUGAGCGUGUUUCCGAUGAAAGGUGCACUGCUGUUGGUGGCGAUGAAGUGGGUUAUAUUAUUAGAGGUGUAAAUCGAUCAACCAAGAACACUAGGAUCAGAUUUAUGACUACUGGUGUAUUGGUUAGAAUUUUGCAGACCGAUCUUGCGUACUUGCAUGACAGUAUUGUUGUCAUAGAUGAAGUUCAUGAAAGAUCUAUCGAUACUGAUUUAAUUGUUAUUUUGUUGAAAAAUCUAUUGUCCAAAGUUAAAGAUUUGAAAAUCGUUUUAAUGAGUGCCACGGUCAAUGUUGAUAUUUUCAAAAAUUAUUUUGAUAAUAAAUUGGGGAGAUGCCAUAUUGAAGGUAGAACUUUCCCCAUCAAGGAUUAUUUUUUGGAUGAAAUCCUACCAGCUUUAAAUUUUAAAAUUAAAAGUAACAAAUUCCGUGAAGAAUUUGAUGAUGAAAGUCCUGAAUAUUUAGUUCCCACUGCGAAUUCCAAAUUUUUCAAAACCGGCCAAAUUAACUACGAUUUGAUUACUGAUUUAAUCGGCCAUAUAGAUCAGAAAUUAACGAGAGAAAACAACGAUGGGUCGAUUAUCGUCUUUUUACCUGGUGUUGCUGAAAUUAGUAGAUCCUGUAAAAGUAUCUCUAAUGCAUACCAAAAUUUGGUUGUAUUACCAUUACAUUCUGCAUUAAGCCCGGAGGAUCAAAAGAAAGUUUUCAAAAAAUUUGUUGGUAAACGUAAAGUUAUAGUGUCAACAAAUAUUGCUGAAACCUCUAUUACCAUUGAUGAUUGUGUUUCCACUAUCGAUACCGGCAGAGCAAAGGCAAUGUACUAUUUACCUAAAGAAAAUUCUACCAAAUUAAUUGAACAUUUUAUAUCUAAAGCCGAAUCUAAACAACGUAGAGGGCGUGCUGGUAGAGUUCGUAGUGGGUAUUCCUAUAAAUUGUAUUCUAGAGACGUUUAUGAAAAUGAUAUGGCAGAUUUACCGACCCCUGAAAUCAAAAGGGUCUCAUUAGAUUCAUUGUACUUAAGUGUUAAAGCUAUGGGUAUACAGAAUGUCACCAAGUUUUUGAGCAAAGGAUUGGACCCACCUCCUAUAAAGGUGUUGUUAAAAUCAGAACAAAAUUUGACUACUGUUGGUCUAUUGAACAAAGAAGAUAAAAGCUUGACACAGCUUGGUUCAUUUAUAAGUAUGAUGCCCGUUAUGGAUAGCAAGCAUGGGAAAUUAUUAAUUUAUUCCAUUAUAUUUGGAUGUGCUGACAUUGGUGUUAUGAUUGCCAGUAUAUUGAGUGUUUCUGAUAUGCCCUUUACUGGUGGAUUGGAAAAUAGGGAUAAAAUCAAAGCUGUUAUAAAUAAAUAUAGCAAAAAAUACAACGAAUGCGGUGAUUUGGUCGCUGUAACUAAGCUUUUGGAAAGUUACUUUGAUGGUUCCAAUGCCGCGGAAAAUAAAAAGAAAUUUGUUACUAGUAAUUUUUUGUCAUACAAUAAAUUAAAUGAGAUAAAUUCUGCAAGAGCUCAAUUUUACUCAAUUUUGGAGGAUAUUGGGUUUUUACCACUAAAAUACAAACCAUACGCAGAGACUUAUUUAAAUAGAAAUGGUCAAAAUAUAGAAAUGAUCAAGUGCGUGUUGACUGGUGCAUUUUAUCCUCACGUUAGCCGUGUUCAAUUCCCAGAUCCAAAGUAUAUGAAUACCAGUUCAGGCGCCAUUGAGAAAGAUCCAGAUGCAAGGCAAAUUAGGUAUUGGAUUAGAAAUGAACAAUAUAUGGAAAAUGUAUAUCAGCAAAAAAUAGUGAACGAGAACGCAUUACCCAGCACAAGAGCAUUUAUACAUCCUUCUUCUGUAUUUUUCUCAACAAACAACAGUAACGCUGCUGCGGAGGAUGCAGAAGAACAAACUAAUGAUGUUAGCAAGAUAGACACUAAAACAGUUAAAAAAUUGAAGGCAUCAUUCCUUUUGUACAAUACUUCACAGACAACUACCAAAUUGUAUCUACGAACUAUUACUCCAAGCUCUGAAUUGGCUGUCUUAUUAUUUGGUGGUCCUAUAGACUAUAAUAUUGAUACAGAGGCAAGAUCACGUGGUAUUGUUGUUGAUAGUUGGCUACCUAUCCGUACAUGGUGCAAAAAUGGUGUUUUGAUUAAAGAAUUGCGUAUAUUAUUAGAUCAGGCCAUUAAAAUCAAGUUGGAGAAUCCGUUUUAUUCUACCAAAAAUUAUGAAUUUUCUAAGGCAGAUGACAUUUUAGAAGUAGUUGAAGUAUUAGUUCAAAGUGAAGAAUGCUGA
This is a messenger RNA of Saccharomycodes ludwigii, 4299 nucleotides long. RefSeq names its product RNA helicase. The record is from RefSeq and is a predicted model, not a curated record. Gene Ontology annotation, molecular function: protein binding; RNA binding; ATP binding. The transcript has a single exon. The coding region runs from base 1 to 4299 and encodes 1432 amino acids. NCBI's taxonomy places the organism in Eukaryota, Fungi, Ascomycota, Saccharomycetes, Saccharomycodales, Saccharomycodaceae. Gene Ontology annotation, cellular component: intracellular anatomical structure.